This is a messenger RNA of Cucurbitaria berberidis CBS 394.84, 723 nucleotides long. Its product is annotated as alpha/beta-hydrolase. Bases 1 to 723 code for a protein of 240 amino acids. The transcript has 2 exons. The record is from RefSeq and is a predicted model, not a curated record. NCBI's taxonomy places the organism in Eukaryota, Fungi, Ascomycota, Dothideomycetes, Pleosporales, Cucurbitariaceae.
AUGGCAAACCCCACCAUCCUCAUUGUCCCAGGCUCGUUUGCCGGGCCCGGCAUAUACGACAAUAUCGUUACUUUACUGCGUAAACAAGGGUAUCCCGCCUUUGCCGUCCAACUUCCCUCUACACAGAAGAGAAUGCCACUUGAGCCAGCAGGCAUGCAGGAAGAUGCAAGUGUGAUCAGGAGGGCGGCGGAGGCGUUGCUUGCGCUGGGUCGAGAAAUCAUUGUUCUGUGCCACAGCUACGGCGGCACACCGGCGACCGAGGGCCUGGCUGGACUCGCGGUCAAGCGCAUCAUUUAUUUGACUGCUAUUGCGCCGAAAGUCGGGCAGAACCAUGUUGAAGCUAUGGCGCUGCCGGAGGGGUUUUUGCCGGAGAGUACUGGCGGAUACAUGCACAUGGACGCAGUGCAAAUGGCUGGUGCAAUCCGCAACGAUCUCCCCUAUGAAGAAGCAUACCCAUUCGCACUCCAACUUCCAUAUCACUCGGCCAUCAGCUUCCAGGAGCCUAUCACGCAGGCUGCGUACAAAACAAUUCCUGUGAGCUACAUUGUGUGUGAACGGGAUAUGAUUAUCAACCCGGACACGCAGAGGCGGUUUAUCAAGACGAUUGAAGAGGAGAGUGGGAGGGAAGUCGACGUUUUUGGUUUGGAUAGUGGGCAUUGUCCGAAUUGGAGUCAGCCGGAAAAAUUGGUGGAGAUUAUCGUUACGAAUGCGGAUAAACAGUGA